CACAUCCCGGGACCGUUAUACGAGCACAAAGAGCGAUAUUCCUGAGGUAAAGCCCCAGGACUGAGACCCCUCCACGUACCCUGAGAGGCCGCCCCGGUGAGGGCAGCACAGCCCGUUCUUGCUGUUUGCAGGCUGUGUGUGUGUGGGGCGUCUCCGGGGUUGGAUCCUCAACCACAGGGCCCAACAUGGCGCCCGCGUUGCCCCGGUAACGGCCACUUCCGGCGUCACUUCCGGCCGGUGAGCCCAAGAUGGCGGCGCCCAUGGCGGGCCCGGGCUCGGGGCCGCUCCCGGUGCUUCGUGUCGUGGCCGAGUGCGGGCGGAGCCGCGCCCGGGCCGGGGAGCUGCGGCUGCCGCGGGGCACCGUGCCCUGCCCCGUCUUCAUGCCCGUGGGCACCCGCGGCACCGCCAAGGGCCUCACGGCCGCGCAGCUGGCGGCGCUCGGCUGCCGCAUCUGCCUCGGCAACACCUUCCAUCUGGGCACGAGGCCGGGCCCGGAGCUGAUCCGACGUUCCGGGGGUCUCCACCAGUUCAUGGACUGGCCCCACAACCUGCUGACGGACAGCGGGGGGUUCCAGAUGGUGUCCCUGGCGCAGCUGUCGGAGGUGUCCGAGGAGGGGGUUCGGUUCCAACCCCCCCACGGCGGCGACGAGAUCCUGCUGAGCCCGGAGAGAUCCAUCGAGAUCCAGAACGCCCUGGGUGCUGAUAUCGUGAUGCAGUUGGAUGACGUCGUGAGCAGCACCACGACGGGGCCGCGGGUGGAGGAGGCCAUGGACAGGUGGGGACUGUUAUAA
This is a messenger RNA of Empidonax traillii (willow flycatcher), 791 nucleotides long. RefSeq names its product queuine tRNA-ribosyltransferase catalytic subunit 1 (gene QTRT1). The record is from RefSeq and is a predicted model, not a curated record. The coding region runs from base 249 to 791 and encodes 180 amino acids. Gene Ontology annotation, cellular component: cytosol. Gene Ontology annotation, molecular function: tRNA-guanosine(34) queuine transglycosylase activity. The transcript has 4 exons. Lineage: Eukaryota; Metazoa; Chordata; Aves; Passeriformes; Tyrannidae.